GGGCAGAGGGACUAUUCACUCUAGUAUGAUUCUAUUUGUCUUUCUUUUCCUCUUUUUCAUUUCAUGGGCACAUUCAAUAGCACGAGAAACUUCUCCGUUACAUCGCGUUGUUCCGCUUCAGCUUCAGCCAUGGCGGCUUAGUCUAAUUCAAAAAUCCUAAUUCCAACAAUAAUUUUUCUACUCUCUUUCACUUUACCACUGCAAAUGGCUUCAUCACUGGCCCUGCGAUUCAGAUCCCAUCUCCUUCGCACCGCCUCACUCCUCCCCUCUUCCCUCCGCCGCCCUCCAUUCCAACCCUCGCCGCCACUCCUCUCGGCCCAACGCCUCCUCUCCACGGCGCGCCGCGCGGCGCCACGCCCGCGGAAGUCGGUCGACAUCGGCGCGCGCGCCCGACAGCUCCAGACGCGGCGCCUCUGGGCCUACGCCCUGACUUUCAGCGGCCUCGCGGGGUUCGUGGUGAUCGUGCUCAACAACUUUCAAGACCAGUUGGUGUUCUACAUCACUCCCACAGACGCGCUUGAAAAGUACGCGACCAAUCCCUCCAAGGCGCGGUUCCGGUUGGGAGGCUUGGUCCUCGAAGGCAGCGUGGUUUACCCGGCGUCGAAGCCGGAGGUGGAGUUCGUCAUCACCGAUCUGAUCACUGACAUCGUGGUCCGGUACGAGGGGUCCUUGCCGGAUUUGUUCAGGGAAGGGCAUUCCGUGGUGGUGGAAGGGAUCGUGAAACCGUUCACGGAGGAGAUAAAGAAGGAGGUGUCGACGAAUAACGUGUCCGAGAAGGCGAGGAAAUUAGAGUGUUAUUUUUGUGCCGCGGAGGUUCUCGCUAAGCACGAUGAGAAGUAUAUGCCGAAAGAAGUUGCCGCUGCUAUUGAGAAGAAUAAGAAGAUUAUUGAAGAAGCUGCCGCUGCCGGCGUAGCGGCGGAGGCACCCAAGACCACCUAGAUAGGAUAUUCACGGUAUUGAUCAAUUUUUGAAAUUACAGAUAGAGUGUCGUCAUUUUUUAGGGAUGUGGAUGGAUUAUUUAACUAUAGGAUGAGAAUUUUUAUAGAGUAAUAAUUAGGAAGGAAUACGGAUUAAACAGAGGAAUUUUGAUUGAUUGUUUAUUACAUGAGGCAAUUGUUUCCUGUUGUUGUAAUGCAUUAUUGUGCGAUUAUAUUUCUCAAUAAAUGUUUAGCCAAAUGACAA
Messenger RNA from Vigna unguiculata (cowpea), 1182 nucleotides. It is a transcript of the gene G1, whose product is annotated as transmembrane protein G1P-related 1. Gene Ontology annotation, molecular function: heme binding. The record is from RefSeq and is a predicted model, not a curated record. Lineage: Eukaryota; Viridiplantae; Streptophyta; Magnoliopsida; Fabales; Fabaceae. Gene Ontology annotation, biological process: cytochrome complex assembly; protein-heme linkage. Gene Ontology annotation, cellular component: plasma membrane.